AUGAAGCAAUCGAGAAAGGUUGCCAAAGUUGCUUAUCAAGGGUUAAGCGAGUUAGUUAAAUUUGGAAAGUUUAUUGAGGUUCAAGACACUCCUGUUGGUAGUUUAAUAAAUGUUGAGGCUGUCGACGAACACGUGGCUCCCAGACCAAAGUUCCAAUUCGCCUUUGAAGAGAUUGAAGUAUCAGAUGUUGAAGAAGAUCAAGAGGAUCAAGAAAAUGAAUUGUCAGAAAAUGAGUUUGAAAUUUUUAUUCAGCAAAGUAUCUCAAUCCCAGAAGAGGAUGUAGCUGUCACACCUCCGAUCGUAACUGAAAGGGAAAGUGACACAAUGGUGCAAUCUUCCUCACCGACCCCUGAACCGAUGGAUGCUCUUAUAACUAAACUUCAGCGAACUACAAGGAAACCUCCCCAAAUAUUUCUUGUUGAUACUGAACCUCCAUCUGAAAGUGAUCCAGAAGACUCCACCCACGCUUUACUCCCAAGGAAGCGAAAGAGAAGAGAUCCAAGGCCAGGAGUGCUUAUCACAGACCCAGUUCACAAGAAAUCUACAUCGAUUGAGCUCGGUUCUAUGGCUCAAAACAUACAAAGCCCAUUCACUGAGACCUCUCCAGUGAUUCAAUACAUUCCAAACCCAAUCCUUGAGCCUAUUACUGUGGAUCAGGAUUUUCAAAGCCCGAUUGUUGAAGAAGAAGUCAUACCUUCAGAAGAAGCUCAAGCUUCAGGAAGCUCUUUUGAAAUACCUGAGCUGGACAUCUCCAAAGGCAAAUGA
Messenger RNA from Lactuca virosa, 765 nucleotides. The record is from the annotation of a GenBank genome assembly. NCBI's taxonomy places the organism in Eukaryota, Viridiplantae, Streptophyta, Magnoliopsida, Asterales, Asteraceae.